CCUGUGUGCUCACUCUCUCCAGCUUUUCAAAGACUUCGCGUAGCCAUGCAACCAUGCAAAUCGUUUUUUCUAAUUUUAAAGUUUCUCGUGUUAUUGGUGACAAAUAUCGAAGGAAUCGACGUUUUCUGUGGUCAACUAGAGAUUUUCAAUGAGCAACGGUUUGGACAGGGUGCGAUUACGGUAUCCUCCCAAACGACGACUGACAUGAAACAGUGUCUGGAUGUUUGUUGCUCAAUACCCAAUUGCGACGGAGUAACAUUCGAAGGAAUAACCUCCACAGAUUUCGACGAUUCCAACUGUCUCCUGGUAUCCUGUGAGCCCGAAUGUCAAUUCAAUGGUCCUUCAACUCAACAUUCAUCAGGCGUUCUUUCAGUACUUAUUCACCGUAUUAGGAACGAAACAACAACGCCACCAACCCCAUCAACAACAAAAUCCUCGUACAUCCCAGAAAUCCGGGCGGCACUAACACCCUUCUGGGUCCUGGCUGUCGCAAUCGGAGUCGCUGCAAUUUGUGUCGGCCUAAAUGUGACCCUGUGUGUCGCGUACUGUUGUUACUGUAGACGAAAGAAACGAAGUCAAAAAGCACAUAUAUCCACUGUAAAGGGUGGACCCACAUUGCAUGCUUUUAAUCCUCAAGUUUGAUUUUAGAUAGUUUUUUUUUGUUGAUGAGAAGUUAGCUGUGUGAGAUUUGGAAAUUUAUGGCAAAUUUAUAAGGGAAAACUGAAAAUUAUUCCUUAAAAACUUCCACUAUUUUGGAAAACAUUUGGGUCCAACUCAAGUAAAAUGUUUUUUUUGCAAAUUCUGGAAGUUGUUAGGCUUCAGUGAAUAACAACCUCGGUCUCAAUGCAUCACAUUUGACGCGCAAGCUCAACAUUUAAAAUUUGCCCAAAUUUGCCAUAACUUCUCACUUCUCACCUGCAUUUGUAUACACCAUAACUGAUGCGCAAGCCCCUCUAAUUAUAUAUUUCCGGUGCUCAAAAGCUCAUAAUUGUCUGUAAAUAGUCUCCAUAUGUUUCUGAACAUGCGGGUAACUUGUUCUAUUGUAUAUUUCCUUUUCCACUUACCUCAUCUCUUGCCAUUUCAAUUUUGAACUACGCACCUUUAAUAAAACAUUUUUAAAACUAA
Messenger RNA from Caenorhabditis elegans, 1125 nucleotides. It is a transcript of the gene Y47G6A.32, whose product is annotated as MANSC domain-containing protein. The record is from RefSeq and is marked reviewed. NCBI's taxonomy places the organism in Eukaryota, Metazoa, Nematoda, Chromadorea, Rhabditida, Rhabditidae. Gene Ontology annotation, cellular component: membrane. The coding region runs from base 46 to 642 and encodes 198 amino acids. The transcript has 3 exons.